AUGGCUGCGAAUGCGGCCAUGCGCGUCAUCAUCCGCGAAGACCCUCAGGCUGCAUCGGCGUACAUUGCCGAGUACAUCGUCAGCCGUAUCAAGGAUUUCAACCCCACCGAGACUCAGCCCUUCGUUCUAGGCUUGCCCACUGGUAGCAGCCCUGAAAUCAUCUACAAGCUCCUAGUGCAGCGCCACCGCGCCGGUGAGAUAUCUUUCAAGAAUGUCGUGACGUUCAACAUGGAUGAAUAUGUGGGCCUUCCACGCGACCACCCCGAGUCCUAUCACAGUUUCAUGUACAAGCACUUCUUCUCGCACGUGGACAUCCCGCCCCAGAACAUCAACAUCCUCGAUGGCAAUGCGCCCGAUCCCGUGGCGGAAUGCGCCGAUUUCGAGGCGCGAAUCGCGCGCGUCGGUGGCAUUGAGCUGUUUCUGGGUGGCGUCGGACCCGAUGGGCACAUCGCCUUCAACGAACCCGGUUCGUCGCUGAGCAGCCGGACCCGGGUCAAGACGCUGGCCUACGACACCAUCCUGGCCAACUCGCGCUUCUUCGAUAAUGACGUGACCAAGGUGCCGCGCAUGGCCAUGACUGUCGGCAUCCAGACGAUCAUGGAUGCCCGGGAGGUGGUGAUUGUGGCGACAGGCGCCCACAAGGCCUUUGCCGUGCAGAAGGGACUGGAGGAUGGCGUGAACCACAUGUGGACGCUGUCCGCCCUACAGCUGCACCAGCACCCGUUGAUUGUCUGCGACCGUGACGCGACGCUGGAGCUCAAGGUCAAGACGGUACGCUACUUCGAGUCGAUCGAGCAGGCCGGCACCGAUGCGCGCACCCAGGGUCCUCCGUUGGUCUACCGGCCCCGCACCUACGUCCCGGCCCCGCUGCCGGCGAAGAAGGCCUCGCCGCGCCAGCAGUCCACCCCAGAUACAACCCCACAGAAGGUGCCCAAGGAUUUGCGCAUCAACACCGAGCUGCACCGCUCUAUGGAGGAAGACGAGCUCACGCCCGACAGCAUGUCCUCUCGCAUGGUGGAUUCAGCCAUCGGUGGUCUGGACGGCACCCUCAAGAACGAUUUGAUCUUCGAUCGCAUGGGCGCCCGAGUGACCACGCUAUAA
Molecule: messenger RNA, 1101 nt
Organism: Penicillium macrosclerotiorum
Lineage: Eukaryota; Fungi; Ascomycota; Eurotiomycetes; Eurotiales; Aspergillaceae
Exons: 4
Coding region: 1-1101 (366 amino acids)
Biological process (GO): N-acetylneuraminate catabolic process; N-acetylglucosamine catabolic process; carbohydrate metabolic process
Cellular component (GO): cytoplasm
Molecular function (GO): glucosamine-6-phosphate deaminase activity; identical protein binding
Source: RefSeq, a predicted model, not a curated record